Molecule: messenger RNA, 2712 nt
Organism: Dalotia coriaria
Lineage: Eukaryota; Metazoa; Arthropoda; Insecta; Coleoptera; Staphylinidae
Product: solute carrier family 41 member 1-like
Exons: 7
Coding region: 593-2149 (518 amino acids)
Biological process (GO): monoatomic cation transport
Cellular component (GO): plasma membrane
Molecular function (GO): monoatomic cation transmembrane transporter activity
Source: RefSeq, a predicted model, not a curated record
AAAUUCACGCGAAUGUCCGGAUCGUGACCACACCGGUGGGGAAUCACCUUCACCUUGAAACCCCAACGCAGCCGCCGCCACCGUACCAUCCACGCGCGGAAAUGUGAUACCAGCGAAGUCGGAUGCUCGCGGUGCACCUCGCACGCCCGCCUUGUCGCCUAUUUAAUGCGGCGCGGUUUUUAAUCGCACCUUACUCUGUACCUACGGCGAGUCGCGCGCGUGUGUUUUCAUAAAUUAAUCGGAGAGACGCGGAGCAUCGCGAGUUCAUUUACUGGUUACAUUUGCUACGUAUUCUAACUUGUGCGGUACAAAAGAAAUACGAGCGGCAGGUAAAAAGUGCGGGCUGUAAAGGUGUACGCUACGAACAUUCCACGAGAGGGUGAGGGUGACUUUGUGUCUGCUCCAGUGAGCGAAAUACCAACCCUGGCAGAAUUCCACCAGAAGUAUACCAUCUUCCACGAUCUUGAGCGUCCCCCGGGCUAGCACGACUACCACCUGCCAACGGCCACACGGACACGGGACGAGCCCCUCACUCGCCGGCAUCAAUGUAAAAACGGUUUUGCGAUCGCCCCCCAACGUUUCUCGAUAGACCAUGGCGUACAAUCGCAACGACCAAGGGGCGACCAACGAGAUGUACGACGCGACCGGCGAUCAUCUCUCGGACGAUCUGUCGGCGUGUAGCACUUUUCCAUCGACGCCUGAUGACACACUAAGUCAUCAUUCGAUUAGCCCUGAACAGCUUACUGUAUCCACCAUCUUGGGUCUUGUUGAAGCUGCUACUAAACAAGGCGAAGAUGUUAUCAAUGUUGAAUCUCUACCAAGUUCCAAUCAAUGCUCCACGAACGCGACGAACAGCUCCCGGGCUAGUUCCGAGAUGUUCCUCAAGAAAGAAAAAUGGUACUCGGUGACUAUUCAGAUCUUCAUUCCGUUUAUGAUUGCUGGUAUGGGUACGAUUGGAGCAGGGCUUGUUUUGGGCACCGUGGAGGAAUACGAAGUGUUUAAGAAUGUCAAGGCACUAUUCAUCUUAGUGCCGUCCAUUUUGGGUCUUAAAGGGAAUCUGGACAUGUGUCUUGCUUCAAGAUUAUCCACGCAAGCAAACAUGGGCAAGAUGGAGUCUAAAACAGAGAUGAUAAAGAUGAUUAUUGGGAAUAUUGGAUUGGUUCAGGUGCAAGCGAUUGUUGCCGCAUGUUUAGUAUCACUUUUCGCUGUGAGUGUAUCCGCCAUUAUGACUGGUGUGUUUUCAUUCAAUGAUGCUUUACUGCUGGCAGCAUCCAGUGUUUUGACAGCAACAGUUUCCUGUUUUAUUCUUGAUUUUGUUUUGAUUGCUGUGAUAACACUCACACAAAAACUCAAAAUGAAUCCGGAUAAUCUGGCAACACCUCUGGCUGCAAGCAUCGGUGACAUUGUAUCUCUCUUGUUACUAUCAACAAUUGCAAGUUUCCUGUAUACAAUUCAUGAUACCUACUCAUGGUUGUUAUUUACCAUCUUGGGAUGUUACCUGGGAAUAGCCCUACCCUUCUGGAUUUUGAUUGUGAGGAAAAAUACUUAUACAAGGCACAUUUUACUCUCUGGAUGGACUCCUGUUUUGUUAGCGUUGUUGAUCAGUGGAAUGGGUGGACUUGUAUUGGACCAAGCUGUGCAGGACUAUCCAGGCUAUGUAGUAUUCCAGCCAAUCAUCAACGGCAUCGGCGGCAACCUCGUCUCGGUGCAAUCUAGUCGAAUAUCAACCAUGUUGCAUCAGACAACAUUGCCGGGCAUCUUUCCGCCGCACACCAAACAUAUUGUCCCUCCAUGGUCAGCUUUAUUCAAAGGGGUGUAUUCAGCGAAGACGGCGCGCAUUCUUCUCCUGAUGUCCGUCCCGGGACAAACAGUGUUUGUUUUCGUCGCUGAUGUGAUCUACAAUCAUGGAACAUCAACCGUAUCAGCAGCGUUUGUCUUUUCAUACCUUACUGUUGGUGUUAUACAGCUAAUGUUGCUGUUGUACACCGCCCACCUUCUUACACACACCAUGUGGAGAUUUAAGAUUGAUCCGGACAAUUCAGCAAUCCCAUACUUGACAGCCUUGGGUGAUUUACUCGGCUCAACGCUGUUGCUGCUAGCGUUUAUGUUCCUGCGCUCCAUCAAUCAGGAAUACUCGCCUGUCGUCUGAAAAAAUCCGCUGUUUUUUCACAAGCAGGGUCUUUUUAAAAUGCAAAGUAAGUUCAAAACGGGUUCAAGCCGACAUGUCGGGUAAAGUUCAAGCAGGCAUUGUCGGUUUAUCACCAAACUGUUGAGCAGUGUUAGGUUUUUACGUUUUUCGUUGUUUUUUUCACUGUUUUCGAAUUGCUUAUCAAUUUACCACGUAGAAACACAGAGUACAGCAAACAAAACUUAACCAAUAGUUUAGUCAAUCCAAAGUGUAUUAUUUUUUUAUUAUUAGCGCUCGUGAGGCCAAAAGCAUUAGGCUCGUGAUUAUAUGAUAGUAUUACAAUUGAUUUAUUUCUGCAGUACAAAAGUGUCAAUCACUUUUAUCCAGGAACAGAACUUAAAGUACAAUCAAACAUUCUAACCCAGUAUAAUAUUGUUAAAUAGCUAAAACUGUACAAUAAUAAUGUAGACCAGAUAGUUUUUAAAGCAAUUUUGACGAGAAACAAACAAAAGCAUGAAUGUAUUUAUUUUUAUACCAAAAAAUAAAAUUUUGUAUAUUAUGAGCAUGUACAAACAACAACACAA